Molecule: messenger RNA, 4602 nt
Organism: Puntigrus tetrazona (Sumatra barb)
Lineage: Eukaryota; Metazoa; Chordata; Actinopteri; Cypriniformes; Cyprinidae
Gene: hace1
Product: HECT domain and ankyrin repeat containing E3 ubiquitin protein ligase 1
Exons: 24
Coding region: 573-3290 (905 amino acids)
Biological process (GO): protein polyubiquitination; positive regulation of protein catabolic process; proteasome-mediated ubiquitin-dependent protein catabolic process
Cellular component (GO): nucleus
Molecular function (GO): ubiquitin-protein transferase activity; protein binding
Source: RefSeq, a predicted model, not a curated record
AGCUAAGACCCUAAUCUCUUUUAACUAAGCAACUAAUUUUACUUUCGCUCAUUAUCCUAUGUAAUCAUUUACUAAAACAAGCUAAUAUUGCUAAGCAAUUUAGUUUGAGAUAAUCUUAAAUCAUAAUCUCAGAACAUUGGAAGUGUAGGCUACAUGUGUAUAAUUAUUCUCAAUUAUUCAUAUUUAUUCUUUUUGUAAUAAAUAUGCUAAUUCAAACAUUUCCUAAUUAGUAUUUGAAUCUUAGUUGUGAUCAUUGAAUAAUGUAUAACAUUUAAAUAAAUACGAUUUGAAUAGUUUAAAGGCCCACGGCCAAUUUAUUGAAUGGAGCCACGUCAUGUGCAGACUACAUUUCCCAUAAUGCAAUGCAAUGAAAACAGGAAGAAAGACACCAUGAGGAAAUAUUUUUCCAAAAUGAAUCAGAAAGCGAUGGAGGGAUAUUGUGCUGGGGAAUGAGUCGUGAACGCAGCGCAUCAUCCGACAGCAGAUGGAAGAGAUCGAGGCUUUGGCUUUUCCGAGAGAGAGACAGAGGUAAUACGUGUUCCAUGAGCUGAAUUCCGUGUUGGACAUCUCGUAUGAUGGAACGGGCGAUGGAGCAUUUGAAUGUACAGCUGAAUCGACUGACGCGCUCCCUGCGCCGCGCGAGGACCGUGGAACUCCCAGAAGACAGUGAAACGGCUGUGUACACCCUCAUGCCCAUGGUCAUGGCUGACCAGCACAGGUCAGUUUCUGAAUUGCUUUUAAACUCAAAGUUCGACGUCAACUACGCCUUUGGACGCGUUAAAAGAAGCCUUCUGCACAUUGCUGCCAACUGUGGAUCAGUGGAGUGUCUUGUCCUUCUGUUAAAGCGUGGAGCGAAUCCCAACUAUCAGGACAUCUCCGGCUGCACACCUCUGCAUCUGGCCGCGAGAAACGGACAGAAGAAGUGUAUGGGCAGGCUGUUAGAGUACAAUGCUGAUGUUAAUAUCUGCAAUAACGAAGGUCUCACUGCUAUUCAUUGGCUGGCGGUGAAUGGAAGGACAGAGCUACUUCAUGACCUGGUUCAGCACGUCUCUAAUGUGGACGUGGAGGACGCCAUGGGCCAGACAGCCUUACACGUGGCCUGUCAGAAUGGACACAAGACUACAGUGCAGUGCCUCUUAGACAGCGGAGCGGACAUCAACAGGCCCAAUGUCUCUGGAGCCACCCCGCUCUAUUUUGCCUGCAGUCAUGGUCAGAGGGACACCGCACAGAUACUGCUCCUCAGGGGAGCUAAAUAUUUGGCUGACAAGAAUGGGGUUACACCGCUUGACCUGUGUGUGCAGGGUGGUUAUGGUGAAACAUGUGAAAUUCUCAUCCAGCACCAUAGCAGACUGUUUCAGACCCUGAUACAGAUGACUCCGAAUGAUGACAUUAAAGAGAACAUGCUGAGGCAGGUUCUAGAAUAUGUUUCACAGCAGACCGACACCAGCUACCAAAGGAUCUUGACCAGUUUGGCUGAGGUGGCCACCACUAACGGACAUAAACUGCUGAGUCUGUCCAGCAACUUCGAGGUCCAAACAAAGAGUUUGCUCAGAAUUAUCAGGAUCUUCUGUCAUGUGUUCUGUCUUGGACCAUCCUCCCCAAACAACGGGAAUGACAUGGGUUAUAACGGAAACAAGACGCCACGCAACCAGGUGUUUAAGCCUCUGGAGCUGUUGUGGCACUCUCUUGAUGAAUGGCUGGUCCUCAUCUCCACCGAGCUCGAUAAGGAGAGCACAGACGCAACAACCUCGUCCUCAGGAAAUGAUAUCGCAUCACUCUUCCUGAAAAAGCAAGAGGUGGACCCUUCUGUUCCCAGUGAGAAUCCCCCUCUGUUGCUGGACGCCAAGUCAGUGAUGAAGACGCCGGAGGGCUACGCAGACGGUCAGGAUGUCAUCUCCAUGAUAGCCAAUCGCCUGAGCGCUGUCAUCCAGGCUUUCUACAUGUGCUGUUCCUGUCAGAUGCCACAGGGCAUGACCUCCCCUCGAUUCAUCGAGUUUGUCUGUAAACACGAUGAAGUGCUCAAGUGUUUCGUGACGAGGAAUCCCAAAAUCAUCUUCAACCACUUCCACUUCCUGCUGGAAUGUCCCGAGCUCAUGUCUCGCUUCAUGCAUAUUAUUAAAGGACAGCCAUUUAAGGACAGGUGCGAGUGGUUUUAUGAACAUCUUCUGGCCGGACAGCCAGACUCGGAUAUGGUGCACCGGCCAGUUAAUGAAAACGAUAUCCUACUCGUUCAUAGAGACUCAAUAUUCCGAAGCAGCUGCGAGGUUGUGUCCAAGUCAUCGAAUGAAAAACUCAAACAAGGCAUUGCAGUGCGUUUUCACGGCGAAGAAGGAAUGGGUCAGGGGGUGGUCAGAGAGUGGUUUGACAUUCUGUCCAAUGAGAUCAUCAACCCGGACUAUGCACUGUUUACACAAUCAGCCGAUGGUACCACGUUUCAACCCAACAGCAACUCCUCUGUAAACCCAGAUCAUCUAAACUACUUCCGAUUUGCUGGUCAAAUCCUGGGUCUGGCUCUCUAUCAUCGACAGCUGGUGAACAUCUACUUCACACGCUCCUUUUACAAGCACAUACUGGGUAUCCCAGUGAGCUAUCAGGAUGUGUCAUCCAUUGACCCAGAGUAUGCUAAAAAUCUUCAGUGGAUUCUGGACAAUGACAUCAGUGACCUUGGCCUUGAGCUCACCUUCUCUGUAGAGACAGAUGUGUUUGGAACUAUGGAAGAGGUCCCUCUCAAACCAGGAGGAACUACUAUUCAGGUCACCCAAGACAACAAGGCGGAGUAUGUGCAGCUGGUGACGGAGCUCAGGAUGACCCGAGCGAUCCAGCCGCAGAUCAAUGCCUUCCUGCAGGGCUUUCACACUUUCAUCCCCCCCUCGCUCAUCCAGCUCUUUGAUGAAUAUGAGCUGGAACUGCUGUUGUCAGGCAUGCCUGAAAUCGAUGUGAUGGACUGGAAGAAGAACACGGAGUACACAAGUGGCUAUGACCUGCAGGAGCCUGUUAUACAGUGGUUUUGGGAAGUGGUUGAAAAUCUCACUCAAGAAGAAAGAGUCCUUCUCUUACAGUUUGUUACAGGAAGUUCUAGAGUACCUCACGGAGGAUUCGCUUUUCUGAUGGGCGGCAGCGGUCUGCAGAAGUUUACUAUCGCCGCCGUGCCCUACACAUCGAACCUACUGCCUACCUCUAGUACAUGCAUCAACAUGCUGAAACUCCCAGAAUACCCCAGCAAGGACAUCCUGCGCGAUCGUUUGCUGGUUGCACUGCAUUGUGGGAGUUACGGAUACACCAUGGCGUGAUGUCGGCUUCUGCGUUUGCUGAGAAUUCUGCUCUGUGGACACACAACGCGCACAUGGCUCAGUUCAGGGAUUCUUCAACACUUCGAUUCAAAAGCCUUUAUAUUUUAUUUAUUUUUUUCGGCGCGAGGAAAUUUAUGAAAAAAGCAUCAGCGGAUAAUGACAUGAAUUAAUGAUGCUUUAGACACCGAGGCUGUUUUGUAUGUAUGAUAAGGAUGUCCAGGUCAUGUUUCACCAUAUGCAUUUUUUUUUCCAUUCAUUUUUUAUUACUUGUUUUUCUGGUAUACCAAAUGCAAUACUAUCAUACUUUGCUUUUGAAUUAAUACUCCUUUUUUCUGCAUACCACCGAAUGCAAUACUAUUACACCGGUUUUGAUUAUUUUAUCACACGGGUUUUGUAUCAUGCUUAUUAAAAUUCUUUCAAAUAUUGCAUGUAUAAUGUUUACACAUUUUUCUUUUUUCAGCACAAAAUCGAAUUCACGAAUAGGUUAUGCGUUUAAAAUGUACUUGUUUUUUUGGUGAAAUAUGACCUAGAUAUGCUCUUAACAGGAUUCUCGAGGUUCACUCCAAAUGACCUGUUAAAUGCAAAAGUCGGAUUUCUUUUACAUUAAUAAACAUACUCCAGGCUGUAUUAUUUCAGUUAUCUGAUGCUGUUCAGCUCACGCCAUGCUUAAAUUGCAUGUGUGUGCAGAUGCAUGUGAGAAAGUGAAAUAUCUAUAGCUUUUAUCACAACUGACAACUGUCAACACAUGAUUGAUAAUUGUAAUUUUGAGCGGUUGCAAUUUUUUGUUGUUGUUGUAUUUGGUCUCGUGCGGCACACUUUCAGUUAGUGGUCUAUACAGUUCUUUACUUCCGUCAUGAUUACUGUGCCAUAUAUAUUUUUAUGUACUCAAACAUAUUUAGUUAUAAAUGGGGUUGUCAGCAUAGUCCACGAAUUCUUCAUUUUGUAUUCAGUGUCUAAAUUGUUUAUGUGCAGUUACGUUUAGUAUAAAUUAUCAAAUGAUGUUAUAGGUGUGCCAAAUAUUCUCAUACAAAACGAAUUAUAAUUUCCUUUUGUAAAACAAGGACAUGCCAUGAAAUGAUUUUGGAAAGGGAAGUCGUAUCAUUCUAGCAAUGUAUCAUAUCUAUCGGUUGUGGUCAAAGUGAAAAUGUAGAGAUAUAUAAAUUUAUUUAUUCUAAUUUGUGAUUAUGAUUUUGGAUUCAGAUUUGUUUUUUAUACUUGUAAGAACAGAGUAUGCUGUACAAUCUUUUGAAUAUUACAGGUGGGCGUCAGGAAAUAUCAAAGUAUGCUUUUUAUUAAAAAUGAUGCUAACGGA